AUGCUCUCAACGCUUAUGACACAAAUUGUGAACCCCUUGGCCUUUAUUGUUCCCGUCUUAUUGGCUGUCGCGUUCCUUACCUUGCUUGAACGAAAAGUGCUUGGCUACAUACAGCUGCGCAAAGGCCCUAAUAUUGUUGGCCCCUACGGCCUCCUCCAACCAAUCGCAGACGGUCUCAAAUUAUUUAUUAAAGAGCCCGUUCGGCCCUCUACUUCUUCCCCCCUGUUAUUUUUGCUCGCCCCCAUCCUAGCGCUUACUUUAGCCCUUGCACUUUGAGCCCCCCUGCCCCUCCCUCAUCCAGUUAUUGACCUUAACCUGGGCGCACUAUUCGUCCUAGCCCUCUCCAGCCUAGCAGUUUAUGCUAUCCUCGGUUCAGGGUGAGCCUCUAACUCAAAAUACGCCCUUGUCGGCGCCCUACGUGCCGUCGCCCAAACCAUCUCUUAUGAAGUUAGCCUCGGCCUAAUCCUACUAAGUGUAAUUAUUUUCGCUGGCGGCUUCACACUACAAACCUUCAACGUCGCGCAAGAAAGUGUCUGACUAGUACUGCCUGCUUGACCAUUGGCCGCAAUAUGAUACAUCUCCACCCUCGCAGAAACAAACCGGGCCCCCUUCGACCUCACAGAAGGGGAGUCCGAACUAGUUUCAGGCUUCAACGUCGAAUACGCAGGGGGACCCUUCGCCCUAUUUUUUCUGGCCGAAUACUCUAAUAUCUUACUUAUGAAUACCCUCUCAACAAUCCUAUUCUUAGGGGCCUCCCACAUCCCUUCUUUACCCGGUCUAACCACCACAAACCUCAUGAUGAAGGCCGCCCUUCUCUCCGUUGUGUUCCUUUGAGUCCGAGCAUCCUACCCCCGCUUCCGUUACGAUCAACUUAUACAUCUUAUCUGAAAAAACUUCCUCCCCCUGACCCUAGGACUGGUUAUUUGACACCUGUCCCUCCCAAUCGCGCUUACGGGGCUCCCCCCUCAAUUUUAA
This is a messenger RNA of Bicyclus anynana (squinting bush brown), 975 nucleotides long. RefSeq names its product NADH-ubiquinone oxidoreductase chain 1-like. Gene Ontology annotation, cellular component: membrane. The record is from RefSeq and is a predicted model, not a curated record. Lineage: Eukaryota; Metazoa; Arthropoda; Insecta; Lepidoptera; Nymphalidae. Gene Ontology annotation, molecular function: NADH dehydrogenase activity. The transcript has a single exon. Gene Ontology annotation, biological process: aerobic respiration.